Messenger RNA from Alternaria burnsii, 354 nucleotides. RefSeq lists its product as uncharacterized. The annotation marks the transcript as partial. The record is from RefSeq and is a predicted model, not a curated record. The transcript has a single exon. NCBI's taxonomy places the organism in Eukaryota, Fungi, Ascomycota, Dothideomycetes, Pleosporales, Pleosporaceae.
CCGAAGACUACAACACAAAGAGUAUAUCUCUAUAGCCUACUACCACUACUACAACAACAUCAUCAUCAUCAUCAUCGUCGUCCAACGAAGUCUCCAACAACCUACUCAACACUUCCGCUCAACACCAGCCUAACAGCUCAUACUCACAAACCAACACAAUGGCCGCCACUAUCUACGACGAGUCCAUCAUGGCAUCGCAGAACCUCCCGCCUUGCCCUGGCCCACCACCAACCCGCCCUCUUCCUCCUGUCCCAUCGAAAUAGAGGACAUCAACUCUCUACCUCGUUUUUGUCUUGUUCGACCUACACUUGGCUUUGGCGCAUCUCAACAUCGAUAUCAACUCCGCAUCCUUAA